AUGGCGGCGCCGCCGGGUAUCCUCGAGGUGCGGUGUGCUGGGUGCGGCGAGACUCUGGAGGUGGAGCAUGGACUCACGGAGUUCGCCUGCCCCGGCUGCGGCAUGGCCCAGUCGCUCCCACCGGAGCUCAUGCCACCGCGCCCUCGCCGAGCGCUCCCGCUUCCUGGCCGGGUCGCCCCCUACGCCGCGCCCCCGGCGCCAGUGGCACCUGCGAGAGUAACCUGCGGUGGAUGCGGAUCUGUGCUCAGCGUGCCGCACGGCCCAGGGCGUUUCGCCUGCCCGCUCUGCGGCGCCGAGCUUGUCUCCUCCCCUCUUGCCGCCAUUCCAGUCGUGACCACACCUGCCGCCGUCCCAAUCUCUUCCACCCGGCUGCCGAAUCACAGACAGCACGUGCAGCAUGGGCCUUUGAAUCAAUCAGCUCGUGCAGGAAUUGUUGAAAAGCCCAUUCGUUCAGAGCAGUCUCAUGGACAACAUCCAAAGCAAUAUUUGAGAGAGGAGUCCUUCAGCUCAUUCAGAGCUGACUCGAGGACACAAGCUAAUGCAGUAGGUAGGCUACAAAAUGAGUCUCAUAGUCCUUUAGUCCACAGGGAGAAGUCACAUACUGAAGCAGUCCAAAGAACUAUCGCCAUGCCUGGCAAGAAGAAAUAUAGAUUUGUAUUUGGUCCAAAAUCUUGGCAAGAAGGAAAUGUACAGGAAGAACAUCUUAACCAGGUUGUCCGAGCAUCACAGGCACAAGUAAUACCUACAAAGUCUUCAGUUCAUGCAAACCAGACAGGAGGAGGGUUUCCCCAUGGCGUGAUUUCAAUGCACAACAAGCAGGCAACUGGACAUGUAGCUUCUCCUAGUGCUAUGGAGCAUGAGCAGAUAACUUCUCAGCAUCCAGUUGUCCAUGAGCAGCAAGCAGGUGAAAUUCCUAGUGACAUAGUUCAAUCUAACCAGGUUGUCCGCGCAUCACAGGCACAAGUAAUACCCAAAAUGUCUUCAGUUCAUGCAAGCCAGACAGAAGGAGGGUUUCCCUAUGACACGAUUCCAAUGCACAACAAGCAGGCAACUGAACAUGUGGCUGCUCCUAGUGCUAUGGAGCAUGAGCAGAUUACUUCUCAGCAUCCAGUUGUCCAUGAGCAGCAAGCAGGUGAAAUUCCUAGUGACACAGUUGAGCCUAACCAGGUUGUCAGUGCAUCACAGGCACAAGUAAUACCCGCAAAGUCUUCAGUUGAUGCAAACCAGAAAGGAGGGUUUCCCUAUGACACGAUUUCAAUGCACAACAAGCAGGCAACUGAACAUGUGGCUGCUCCUAGUGCUAUGGAGCAUGAGCAGAUAACUUCUCGGCAUCGAGUUGUCCAUGAGCAGCAAGGAGGUGAAAUUCUUAGUGACGCAGUUCAGGCAGAGCAGGAAAAGGUAGAUUCUGCCUGCAAACAAUCAAUCAAAAAUAAAACAAGCACAGAGAAUACUAAAGGAAAUCGUAGGAGGAAAAACAGAAAUUUGAUGAAUGAUCCAAAUGAGUGGUCUCAUCUUAGGCGCAGUAAGCGCCUAUCGAAGGGGUCACCAGACUUUAUUGAUAUUGAGCCUAUCCAGAGGUUAGAUGCUUCCCCACUUCAAAAUCAUUCAGAAGCUCCACAGAUUGAGAGUACUAUUGCUGAUCCUGCUUCUAGCUCACCGACCCGAUACCAAUGUCCUCAAGCUGGCUGCAUUGAGCUAGAUAACAUCGAUGUAACUCCAGCACCCACUUUGAGUCAUGGUGCGCUACAAGCUGAGCAGUCUCCACACUGCUACAGUCAAACUUACUCUCCAGAGACUAGGUGGGUGCUUCUUAAUCCCAGCUCUAAUUCAUGGCAUGAGCAUGAGAUUCCUCAAAAGAGCUUUAAUGCGAUUGACCAGCUUGAUAAAAGUGAUGAUGAGGUAUGUUUGAAUCCAUCUGAGAAUCAAAAUCAUAUAGAUGGUCAACUGGCAGAAGCAGCUUGCAAUGGCAAGAACUACUCAGAGCAGGUACAAGUCAAGCCUCCCAGCAAGAAGUUUGCAGAUCAUGGCAGGCAGAUGAACUUGGCUGCUUCAUGCAGCCGCCUUGCCGCCAUGUUGCCAGUUCCAGCUGCCACUACGUCCACCAUCUCCUCGCUUCCUUCACUUGAAAAGCUACCACUUGAGUGCAGCAGUCCAACAAUGCCGCAGCACCAACCACGAACCGCCAUCUACUCCCAGGAGGCGCAAUGUGAUGAUAUGCAAUCAGGAUCUCUUAGCAAGUCAUCCAAAAAGCGCAGAGGGCGUCCCCCUACUCUGCUAAUGGAACCACGCAUUGAAGCUGAUAGGCCUGUGCUGACGCCCAAUGGUACAGACUGGAGUGUACACCCACCAGGUCCUAAGGUAGUAACUACCCUCUCCCUUCUUAUCAAGCAGAACUAUCCUGGGACCUGUAUUUCAGUGGAUAGCGAUGGAAGAUCUUGUGAGGUAGUGGUUCACUAUUGGCACCAAUAUCCUCCAGAUGUGAGGGCUACCGUGUUGGCUGAAUUCCUUAAACGCUACAAGUGGUCCCCUGGACAGGAAGAGGAGUGCGAAAAGAUCUUUGAGCGCAAAGCAAUUAGACAGUUAGUUAACCUCUUUUGCUAUGAGAAGCAGAGGAUUAGAGAGGAGUUGGCAGCAAAUAGGUCCAAAAAAUCUUCGACAGUUGGUAGGGCCAGUGGAGAAAUGGCAUUAGAAAAGGGAGAUGGUACAGAGGUACGACUGGGAGAUGAGUCUGUUGUGUUGUUGGAGCAUGAUGAUCCGCGGAGUUGGAAACCAUUUGUCCCUGACUGGCUGCAACCCAUAUGGUGGGAAAUGUUGUGUGACCAUUGGGCCAAAGAUGAAUUUAUGAAGGUUUCUUACCAAAAGAGGAAGAACCGGAAUGCAGGAAGCCACCCGUGUGAUGCUGAAGGCUCACGAAGUACAAUAACACGUCAACAGGAUAUGACAUAUCAGGAUACUGAGGAGGCCAGUGAUACUCCUCUAGGCCCCCAUCCUGUGCAGGAGCAGGUGGGGAGCUCGAAGCGUGGGAGGCUCAGUGGUACUCCUGCUGUUAGCAAGGAGGCCCAGACUGAUUUGUCGUCAAGAUCCUCCCCAGAUUGUUUGAACAAACAGGGACAACAGCCAAGAUUCACGCGGGACCAGGUGCAGCAGAUGAUUAAUCAAGCUCUACAAGGACUAAAUGAGACCUGGGAGAAGAAGUUCCUGUCCUUGGAGCAAAACAUGCACAUCAUGUCCUCAUCACGUGUUGUUCCCGCCGGUGGUAAGAGACCAGUGGUGGCUGCUGCUGCAAGGGACAAGCAAUGCCAGCUUGCACGACAGGAUACAUUAGACUCCGUAGAGGGAGAGAAGGAUGUGGAUGCGAGAGACGAGGACGGCGAGAACCAGGGUGGGCACUGGAGGUGACACGACGUGAGAGCUUGCUGCGCUCAUCUGCAUGUAGCUCCAAGGUGUACAUAAUGUGCAAUUUUGUUGACUCGGAUUAUGCGCCGCUGGUUUUACCCAAUUUAUGGCUAUUUAUCGAAGUAACGCGGAAUCCUGUCCUCUGAA
Messenger RNA from Lolium rigidum, 3543 nucleotides. RefSeq lists its product as uncharacterized. Lineage: Eukaryota; Viridiplantae; Streptophyta; Magnoliopsida; Poales; Poaceae. The coding region runs from base 1 to 3399 and encodes 1132 amino acids. The transcript is spliced from 9 exons. The record is from RefSeq and is a predicted model, not a curated record.